Molecule: messenger RNA, 430 nt
Organism: Papilio machaon (common yellow swallowtail)
Lineage: Eukaryota; Metazoa; Arthropoda; Insecta; Lepidoptera; Papilionidae
Exons: 3
Coding region: 14-430 (138 amino acids)
Source: RefSeq, a predicted model, not a curated record
AUUAUUAUAUGAAAUGUGGGUAGUUUAUUCCAUGCAGGGUAUUUGUAAUAAAAUGAAUAUAUACAUUCUUUUGGCAAUUUGUUGCGUUGUUUUCGGGCAUACUAAUGAUCGCCUCUUGAGACGACGCAAGAGGGGUGCGGAGGGCGCGACAGGCGCCCUUGACAUCGUCACGAACAACGCUCAGCCUAUACAUGCCGAGGUCAAAAGGGAAAAUGCCGAGGCCGUCGAAAAGGUAACACCACCAAAGGAGAUGGUGUUCGAAACAAAGUCACUACGAAAGUCAACACCGCUGACCACUAAAUUAGAUCUAAUUCGUGGCAUCAGCAGAAUUAUUACAUUAUCUGUGCUCGCGAUUUCUGCUAUAUUUGAGUUCUUUCCUUUCUUCCGACAGGCUUACGAUGCUGUUAUUGAAAUGAUGUACAAUAUAUGA